Messenger RNA from Synchiropus splendidus (mandarinfish), 1134 nucleotides. It is a transcript of the gene crybb1, whose product is annotated as crystallin, beta B1. The record is from RefSeq and is a predicted model, not a curated record. Gene Ontology annotation, biological process: lens development in camera-type eye; visual perception. Lineage: Eukaryota; Metazoa; Chordata; Actinopteri; Syngnathiformes; Callionymidae. Gene Ontology annotation, molecular function: structural constituent of eye lens. The coding region runs from base 236 to 919 and encodes 227 amino acids. The transcript has 6 exons.
GUUGGGGGGCGCCUGGCUGUCCUGGUCCCGGGACCGACCUCCCACCCCACUAGAUGCUCCGGCUGGCUCAACUGUGAUGACGGGAGGACUUCUUUUGUGCGGCUGCUCUCUACUAUCCGCCUCUGCCAGACUAUAAAAGGCUACCUCGGGCGUCCGGGGGAACCAGUUCCCUCAGGCUCCCGUGGGCAGACCGGCCACCCCGACUUGCUCAGCUUAGCUCCAGAGGUCCCUCACCAUGUCUCAGACCGCCAAGUCCGCUUCCGGCAUGGACGCCAAGGACAAAGGGGGUCCAGCAGCCUCCAGCAAAGCCACCAAGACCGGAGACCCCAGUCUGGAGGCCCUCAAAGUCCUUCUGUUUGAGCAGGAGAACUUCCAAGGCAAAGUGGUGGAGAUCCAGGAUGAGUGUCUGAACGUGUCUGAUCGUGGCAUCGACAGAGUGAGGAGCAUCAUUGUGGAGAGCGGCCCCUUUGUUGCCUUUGAGCAAACUAACCUCCGGGGGGAGAUGUUCAUCCUGGAAAAGGGAGAGUAUCCUCGCUGGGACACCUGGAGCAACUCCUACCGCAGUGACUGCCUCAUGUCCCUCCGGCCCGUCCGCAUGGACAGCCUGGAGCACAAGAUCUGCCUCUACGAGCUCUCUGACUUCAAGGGCAACAAAAUGGAGAUCCAGGAGGAUGACGUGCCCACCCUCUGGGCGCACGGCUUCAGUGACCGAGUGGGCAGCGUGAGAGUACCUGGAGGAGCGUGGGUGGGGUACCAGUACCCAGGCUACAGGGGCUACCAGUACCUGAUGGAGGGCGGCGAGUACAAACACUACAACGACUUCAAUGCCAUCCAGCCCCAGGUCCAGUCCAUGCGCCGCAUCCGGGACAUGCGGUUUCACCAGAGGGGCAGUCUCUCCCUGUCUUCCCUGAACAAGUGAGCACCCCCUGCUGGCCUACCUGCUGUUCCACACCUGCCCAGACGCCCCUGUCACCAGACCGCAACUGGACCUCGACCGCCGACGCUCCACUCCGAGGGACCGGCCCGACUGGAGCUGACUUUUUAUGAUUCCAAAAAUAUAAUUAAAUAAAUGUGUCGGACAAAAAUGAUCUCGCUGUCUGGAUUACUUCGGAUUAUACUGUACAUUUGUACGUU